AUGGCAUCCAAAGCUCAUCCGUCGGCCAAGGCGCCGUCCAAGACCAUGCUCAACCUGGGCAACCUCCCGCCGAGGCAGAAGCAGGCAGAGAACAAGCCAGCGGCUUAUCCUCGUACGCCCACUCGUGUCAACCCUAACCAGCCCCCCUGGCCCGCAUACCGUGGCUACCACGAGUACUCGUUCGCUCAUGCCACGAUGGGCGUGCGCCUGCCAACUAUUUUGGCCAAGGCGAUCAACGAUGUUUACCAGACGCUUAACCAGGAGUACGACGAGGGGCGUGUCCUCGACCUCCUCGACUGUGUCGAGCGCAUGCAGCAGCUCAUGGACGACCUCCACGGCAACGCCAAGCUGCGCCCCAUCGUCGACGACGGUGCCGGAGACGUGGCCCUGUGGAACAAGGAGAUUGCAAAGUUCUUCCGCGGCAAGGACUUUAUGAACGCUCCGUGGCUCUUUGCCGAGGCGUACAAGUACCGUCGUCUCCGCGAGUGCUUCUCGCUGUCCAAGUACUGGGUCGAGUAUGACGUCUUCUUCCGCCAGAAGUGCGACACCUUUUCGCGCUCGGCUCAGGCCGUGUUUGAGCUCGCGGCACGCUUCUCGGAGCCCCAGCAGAUCCAAUCGUCGACGGAGAAGAACAAGCUCAUCUUCCUCGAACUCACUCAGAUCUGUCUGUGGGGCAACUCGACCGACCUGUCGCUCCUCAUCGACAUGACCGAGGAGGACAUUAAGAACCUCCAGUCGACGGGCGGCGAGCACCUCGCCGCCACUGAGAAGAACAUUCUCGGCAACGACUUGCACAAGCUCGCCGACUAUGUCCUGACCCUCAAGGGCGGCCGUGUCGACUUUGUGCUUGACAAUGCCGGUUUCGAGCUCUACUGCGACCUGGUCUACGCCGACUGGCUUAUCCAGGCCGGUAUCUGCUCGCAGAUUGUCUUCCACGGCAAGCGUAUUCCCUGGUUCGUCUCGGACGUCACCCGCAAGGACUGGGACUGGAUCCUCAACACGGCGUGUCUCCACGGCCACCUCUUUGAGGAUGCGCCCGAGGAGGACAUGCACCAGCUCCGCGCGAUGGGCCGCCGCUGGAAGCAGUACGAGAAGGAGGGCAAGUGGAAGUACGAGCAGCACCCGUUCUGGUGCACCGGCUUUUCGUUCUGGGACCUCAACAACGAGGCCCCCGACCUGUUCCAGUACCUCUCCGAGUCGGACCUCGUCAUCUUCAAGGGCGACCUCAACCACCGCAAGCUCACUUAUGACUGCCACUUCCCCAUCCAGUCGACGUUCCCCAACGCUAUUGGACCCAUGGCCUCGGACCCCGGUGCGCCGCCCGUGUGCUCGCUGCGCACCAUCAAGUCGGACGUGGUCGUCGGCAUCCCCGAGGAGGUGGGCGCGCGUCUCGACGAGGAAGAGCCCGGAUGGAAGAUUUCGGGCAAGUACGCCGUCGUCUUGCUCUCGGCCGGCAACAAGGGCAAGGACAGCGCCAUCGCCGCACAGGUUUAG
Molecule: messenger RNA, 1494 nt
Organism: Apiotrichum porosum
Lineage: Eukaryota; Fungi; Basidiomycota; Tremellomycetes; Trichosporonales; Trichosporonaceae
Exons: 6
Coding region: 1-1494 (497 amino acids)
Biological process (GO): DNA damage response
Cellular component (GO): cytoplasm; nucleus
Molecular function (GO): phosphatase activity
Source: RefSeq, a predicted model, not a curated record